CCGUAUACACAAAACCCGUUUUCAGCGGCUGCGCUUCGUCGCGAGAGGAUAAGACUACCUUGACCACCAUGAAAAUACCUCCCUCCAUCCAACGGUCUAAAAUACCCUAAUCCACACCUGUCGGAUUCUGAACCGUUGAUCUGUUGCCGUACCCACCACCACCACCAUCACAUACACGUUAUAUAACCCCAGGUACAUUUUAAUCACACCAAUCAAUCACGUCAUACAACAAUCUCUCUCUGCAACUGAAUAUAGCUUCGAUCUGGUAUCUUUAAUGGUGCCGUAUGCUAAGAUCUGACGGCGAAGUGUAGAUUGGAAAAGUAUCUGGUUGUAUAUAUAUAACUUGUUCUACGUCCGUAGGUGGUGUUGUAAAAUGGGGCAUUCGUUUCCGGAGGAGGUGCUGGAGCAUGUGUUUUCGUUCAUAACUUCACAUAAAGACAGGAAUGUCGUUUCAUUGGUGUGCAAGUCGUGGUAUGAGAUCGAGAGAUGGUGCCGGAGGAGUAUUUUCAUCGGGAACUGUUACGCUGUGAGUCCGAAGAUGAUGAUCAGGAGGUUUCCGGAGGUGAGAUCCGUGGAGUUGAAAGGGAAACCGCAUUUUGCUGACUUCAAUUUGGUGCCGGAUGGUUGGGGAGGGUAUUUUUACCCUUGGAUCUCUGAAAUGUCUAGGGCUUACCCGUGGUUGGAGGAGAUUAAGCUUAAACGGAUGGUGGUCACAGAUGAGGGUUUGGAGUUGAUCUCCAAGUCUUUUAAGAACUUUAAAGUUUUGAUUUUGUCUUCUUGUGAGGGUUUCAGCACCGAUGGACUUGCUGCCAUUGCCGCCCAUUGCAGAAACCUGAAAGAAUUGGAUUUGCGUGAGAGCGAGGUGGAAGAUGUAAGCGGGCAUUGGCUAAGCCAUUUCCCUGAGACCUGCACGAGCUUAGAGUCUCUGAACAUGGCUUGCUUAGGUUCUGAAGUAAGCUUCUCAGCUCUCCAACGCCUCGUCACCCGCUCCCCCAACCUCAAGACUCUCAGACUCAAUCGCACUGUCCCUCUGGAAAAGCUCUCCACCCUCCUCCGCCGGGCCCCACAGCUUCUCCAAAUGGGCACAGCUUUUUAUCCCGUUUGUUCUCGACUCACUUCCUUAAACUUAAGUUAUGCCACCAUCCAAAGCCCUGAGAUCACCAAGAUUGUCACCCAGUGUCCUAAUCUCCAACGUCUAUGGGUGCUGGAUUACAUCGAGGACACGGGACUGAAUGCCCUUUCGUUGUCCUGUAAAGAGUUACGCGAACUGAGAGUUUUCCCUUCGGAUCCGUUUGUUGUUGAUGCAAAUGUAUCAUUAACAGAAGAAGGUCUGGUUGCGGUUUCCCAAGGCUGCACAAACCUCCAAUCUGUUCUCUACUUCUGUCGGCAGAUGACAAACUCUGCAUUGACCACCAUUGCUAGAAACCGCCCUAACCUAACCUGCUUCCGGUUAUGCAUCCUGGAGCCACGGGCCCCGGACUACCUGACACUGGAACCACUCGACACAGGGUUCGGAGCCAUUGUAGAACACUGUAAAGGGCUUGAAAGGCUUUCGUUAUCGGGUCUUUUAACAGACCGUGUGUUUGAGUACAUCGGGACGCGUGGUAAGAAGCUGGAGAUGCUGUCUAUCGCGUUUGCUGGGGAUAGUGAUUUAGGGCUGCAUCAUGUGUUGUCUGGGUGUGAGAGUCUUCGGAAGCUUGAGAUACGCGAUUGCCCGUUUGGGGAUAAAGCUUUGUUGGCGAAUGUUUCCAAGUUGGAGACAAUGCGAUCCCUUUGGAUGUCUUCGUGUUUGGUUAGUCUUGGAGCGUGUAAGUUGCUGAGUCAGAAGAUGCCUCGUCUUAAUGUUGAGGUUAUAGAUGAACGGGGUGACUUGGACUCCAUGCCGGAUACUUAUCCCGUUGAAAAGCUUUAUAUAUACCGGACUGUUGCGGGCCCCAGGUUCGACAUGCCUAGCUUUAUUCGGACCAUGGCUGUGGAUCAACAACGAAAUCGAAGAAAAAAAGACUGAUGUCUACUGAUGAAUGAUGAUGCCCACCCCUUUAUGAAAUAUGAAUCAUUCAUAUUCCCUCAUCAUUUGCAUCAUACCUGAAUUCUCUCUAUCAUCUACUAUGCAUUAUAGGGCUUCCUGCUACUGUUUUAGUUGAGUUAUGAAAAGGUGAAUUAUUAUAUUCUAAUAUCGAUUGGUGCAUUUGUUGAUCAAUUAAUGACAUUGAUGUCGUUUGUGAUAAGAUUUUGUUUAUGUUAAAAUGCAAAAAUGGUACAAAAAAGAUUUCGAAUAUAUUCUCUUGACACAAAAUUUAACUUGUCAUUGCAAUGGACCCUUUUGAAUAAGAAAAGUUAUAGCUUUGCGACAAGUACAUGCAUAUAGGUACGUUGAUACUGUUUAUUAUAUGCUUGAUCAAAAUAUUUAUUAAAUAUAUUUUUAAAACACAAUAAUAUUAUUCUUUAACUCUUUGUUUAGAAUUUUAUAAAUAGUUUAAUGCAUUAUAUAUGAUUAUAAAACCAUGUAAUUAUCUAUAUUCUAUAUAAAACUAUUUACAAAAAUGAGGCCAUUUGACUACACUUUAGUAGGUACAUUUUAAGGGUUCAAGAUUGUUUAUUCAACUCAAAUAUUUUUUUGAAUAAAAAUGUUUAUUGGCUUAUGUGGUGAAAAAGAGGU
Lactuca virosa is the source of this 2659-nucleotide messenger RNA. The record is from the annotation of a GenBank genome assembly. NCBI's taxonomy places the organism in Eukaryota, Viridiplantae, Streptophyta, Magnoliopsida, Asterales, Asteraceae.